Cutaneotrichosporon cavernicola is the source of this 2769-nucleotide messenger RNA. RefSeq lists its product as uncharacterized. The transcript has 3 exons. Lineage: Eukaryota; Fungi; Basidiomycota; Tremellomycetes; Trichosporonales; Trichosporonaceae. Bases 1 to 2769 code for a protein of 922 amino acids. The record is from RefSeq and is a predicted model, not a curated record. Gene Ontology annotation, molecular function: protein binding.
AUGCUGCGGCCCAGCUUCGCGCGCGACAUCGUGCGCCUGCGGGCGGCACGAACAUUCCACUCGACGCUGUCAUCUCGGCUGCAGAGCACCGUGCUCGAGCCGGUGGCAACAGCCGAGGACACCGCAGAGACGGCGCCAGAGCGGCAGCCACUGCCCGACACGGGUCUCCCAGAUCCAAGCAAGUUUCCCCUCUACCGACCUCCACCACCUCCUAAGGAGAGGGAAGAGAAGAUCGACCUCGCCAACCUCCCGACGGAGGCGGAGAUUGACGUGAUGGAGAAGGAGCAGAUCACCGCGGACGCAAUCAAGCACGUUCCCGAGUACACGGAGGACGACCUGCGUGCGUUCUACAAGAAUGUAGUGUUGUCCGGCGCGGCUGAGAGCGCCCAGGAUCUCUUCCCGCAGAUUGCCGCGCCCGAGACCACCACGCCUGGCCAGCGGCGCUUCCUCCUGGGCGAGCUUGCGAAGCGUCUUGCGGCACCUGCGGGAGACGCCGAGUCCACUGUCCCAGCACUUCCUGAGGGCGUGGCGACGCACAUGGCACUCACGGCUGCGCUCAUGAAGGCCGCACCCGAGCCGACGGGCCUCACUGUCCCCCUCGGCCUCGUGACACAAUCCGAAUGGCGCGCUCUCUUCGACUCGUUCCUUGUACGGUCCGACCCAACCGGUGCUGAAGUUCUGCUCAGCACGAUGGAGCGGCACGGCGUGAUCCCCACCACCGACGACCUCAACGAGGUCAUCGAGCUUUACGCGGCCAAGGGCCUGACAUCUGAGGUCGCACGCCUCAUCGAGGACUUUGAGGCUGUCGGGCUCCCCGUCUCCGACUUCCACCGUGACAUGAUCAUUAAGGCGACGCUUGGACCGGAUGGGCAAGCACAACCCGCCCUCGACCUGCUGCAACAAGCCGAGAACCUCGGCCAGCCAUUCCCCCAGACAUCGUACAACCUCGUCUUGACCCGCCUGGUUGACGGUACGCCGACCGAGCUCCCCGAUCCUCGCACGCGUGCGACGGCACUCGACCUCUUCGCGCACAUGCGCCUCGCAGCGCAUCCCAUCCCGUCCAAGGAACUGUUCACGACCAUGAUCCGCCUCUGCGCAGCUCCGCAGGACCCGCAACCAGAGCGCGCUCGUGACUUGUGGCUCGAGAUGAUCGAGGAGCACGAAAUGCAGCCCACGGCCGCCGAGUACAAUGCGAUCAUCCGUGCUCUCGGCAGCACCAAGGCUGACUAUCUCGAGGCGUACGAACUGCUACGCCAGAUGCUGAGCAUGCACGAGGAAGCAACGGCGGUGCCGUUUGAGGACUCAACCAACAAACUGUCUCCCUGGGUACCGACGCUCGAGACAUUCUCAGCCCUUCUCGAGGGGACGAAACGCGCGGGCGACCUCGAUCGCGCUCGCUGGGUGCUGAACGAGAUGGUUGACCUGGCCCGCGCAGGUUCAUUUUCGGGCCACCCAGGGUUGCAGGGACCGGACGAGGAGAUGAUGGCCCACAUCUUCCAGACGUACGCUGCUUGGAGGCCACGCGUUAAGCGUGGCCACGUCAAGCACCGUGCAUUGGAGGGAAAGGAAGUUGCGGAGGAAAUUGAGGUCAUGAGGGAGGCGACAGGCAUCGAAGAGUAUGCCGCCGCUGAGAGCUCUCGAGCUUCGGAGGCGGGUGUGGCGGAGGAGGGCGCAGGGUCCGUCUCAGCCUCUGCGGAGGCAAGGGACUCGGCUGCCACCUCCGUGGAGGCGCGUUUAGCUUCCGAGGAGGUGGCGCCGGCCUCAUCCGACGUUGCUGAACUCGAGGAGAUGGAGGGCGACGCACCAGGCGGACCACUUAGCCGUGCGGACGCAUUGCGCGAGGCCACGGCCCUCUUCGAGGCCAUCCUCGAUGCAAACUCGCGGUCCGCGUCGUCGGCAACGAACCCGUUCCGCGGCGUAAAGGUCACCACGCGCCUCAUCAACUCGUACCUCGCUCUGCACAUGAGCCACUCGAGCCUCGAGUCGGCACGGCAAACAUUCAACGACACGUGGGCGAAGCUCGAGACACCCGCUCCCAAGUAUGGUUCCCAUGCCAUCCUGCCGAACGGCUACACUUACCUGGGUGUGCUGGAGCGAUGUGCCCGUGGCAUGCGGAAGGCGGACCGUGCUCUCGCUCAAGAGUGGGGGCGGGAGGCGUGGGUCCUGUGGCGCAAGUGGGCAGACAUCGCGGAGGCGGCCCUGCCUGCCUCCAAUCCUGCGAACAAACGCCAGCGGUUCCUCCUUGGGCUUGGUGAACGACAAGUAGAGAAAGUUUGGGUGGCGGCAAUCCGCCUCCUGGCGAUCGGGGAGGACACGCGCCGCUCUCUUAGUCUGCUGGACGAGUUUGUGCGCCUCUACCCGCCGGAGAGCGUACGGGACACGUACUCGCCAUACAUCGCACCCGAGUUCACCAUCCGCAUGACUAUGCCCGACAGCAUCGGUGAACCCAGCGUGCCGCCACACCUGAUGUUCCGCGACCUGGAGGUGUUGCACAACAAGCUGGUGCGCGACGAGAACUGGGAUGGCGUCGCGCGGAUCAAGUGGGCGUGUUCGGCGUACGAGAAGGGUCUGGCGACGCGGCGCAAGUGGCGUUCGCGUGGUGUUGGUGUUGCGCGUGAGGUCCGUCAGCGCGCACGCGAGCGGGGCGAAAAGCCGCCACCUCUGGAUUCGGCGCGCACGCAACCCGCCAUCCCCGAACCGAAGGAGUGGAGGCCACGGGAGAAGCGCAGGGGGAUGGGGCGAAAGACGGGUUGGAAGCGGAGAGAGUAG